Molecule: messenger RNA, 1868 nt
Organism: Drosophila albomicans
Lineage: Eukaryota; Metazoa; Arthropoda; Insecta; Diptera; Drosophilidae
Gene: beat-VI
Exons: 7
Coding region: 785-1789 (334 amino acids)
Source: RefSeq, a predicted model, not a curated record
UCCUCGUGCGGUUCGGUUGGCUAUUCUAACGGUCUAUGCGCGCCUUUAUCGCGUUCGUUCCAUUGGGAACCGUCUUUGUUCAAAAAGUAAACAACAACAAAAUCGAGAGAGUGCGCAAUAAUUGAAUAACAUUUCAAGUCACAUAUAUAGAAAACACAUAUUCAUGCCAAAAGUUGAUAAUCAAACACGUGAUACUGAAUUAAGAGUCCGGCUUACCGGCUUCCAUGUUUAAGUCGACGAUUGAUAAUCAGCUCGCAGCUCGCAGAUUCAGCUCAUCUCCCAGUGGCAAUUUGCAUUGAUGAACUGUGGACGAUGCGCGACGUGCAUAAUAAAAACCAAUCCGAAAGCAUAAGCAUCAUCGAUAUUCAAAACCUUUCCCAAAACCAAACCAAAGCAAAGUAACCAACCACAACAGCCAGCCUAUAUAGACGACUACAGACCCAGACAGAUCUCGUUCGACCUUUGAAGUCGUAGUCUCGUAGUCUCGCUGUGCGUGUGUGUGUUUUGUGCUGUGCUCUCAGUGCUUGUGUGUGUGUGAGAAAAGUGUGAAAAAGCGCAAAAUAAAUAUUAAAAGCGAAACGUGCAUGGAUUAGAAAGCAUAACCAGCCAACGGCAGCAACAACAUUGCAGUAAUAACAAUAACAACAGUGGAAAGCAGCAGCAGCAGCAACAGCAACAGCGGCAGGAACAACAGCUUCAAAUCAGACGUUGCCGCCGUUGCAGACGGCGUCUGGCGCCGGAACUGUCUAACGGCACAACUGAAGCAGCAGCCAACACAAUAAAAAUGGCUAAACUGGAAGGAGAAGUAAGCGAUGGAGGAGGAGCAAAACGGAAACGAGCCUGCAUACUGAGAUCGAGACAGGGCUUACCUAGUUUGCAUGCGCUUUUCAAUGUGUUGACUCUGAGCUGCAUUAUAAUCUCCGAUUUAUUACUCAGCGCCCAUGGACUGAAGGAUCUGAAGAUAUUCGUACCGGAAGCUGUCAUCAUGGGCAAUGCAGCGACAUUGUCUUGUCAAUAUGAUUUGGAGCAGGCGGCGUUAUAUUCGGUGCGCUGGUAUUUCAACCAGGAGGAGUUCUAUCGCUACGUGCCACGCGAGGCGAAGCCCACAUUAGUCUUCCUCGUCUCGGGCAUUAAUGUUGAUCUCGCCAACUCGGAUGCGACGUCUGUGACUCUGAAAGGAGUCACCCGGGAACUAACUGGCAGCUAUCAGUGUGAGGUGUCAGAAGAUGCGCCACUCUUCCACACGGACAUUCGGUCUUCGCACAUGCAAGUGAUUGAGCUGCCCAAAGACGAUCCAGCGAUGCAAGUGGACAAGAAAGUAAUUGGCGUCAAUGACAACUUCAAAGCAGUGUGCACAGUGGGUCCAUCGUAUCCGCCAGCGAACAUCACAUGGUACAUCAACGGACGAAAGGUAUACAAAACGCCGCUGCAACGCAUUACACAGGACGCAUUUGAGGGUUCGACCACAUACUCCUCGCUGGAAAUCUAUCCACAUAGCCAGGUGUUGCAGGGCUUCUUCCAGGCCAUGCCCAAGUAUCAGACCAGUAUACUGUUGCUCUGCGAGGUCUCCAUACUGCAUGUGUUCCACAAGAACGUGCAACAGCGCAUCGGGCUGAGCAGUGCGCCGCCGACGACAAUUUCACCCAAUCUGCUGGGCCUGGAAGGCUCGAAGCGAUAUGCUAAUGGCGAUCCGGAUAAUUCAGCGCUUACAGGUGCCGCCCAGUGCAGUUGUAGUGCUGUCGGAGUGCUCGUCCUGGCGGUGGCCACUCUGGCAGCAGCUCAGCUGUGACCAGGACAACACACAGCAGGAGGCGCCACAUAAGCCAAUGGUCGAGUUGUCGGGAAAACACACACACACAUUCACACAU